CACUUAGAAACUUCCGGAACAGCAGUCCUUUUUAGUCCUACGAAGGUCGAUUAGACACAGACACUUUAGCUACUGUACUGAGUUGCUUUCUUCAAAUACGAAGUACUUUUCUUGUUAUAUUUGACUAGCUAGCUAUCUUUAUCAAAAAUGCCAAGAGGAAGCAGAAGCCGGACGUCAAGGAUGGCCCCUCCAGCCCGGAUGGCUCCACCACCCCCCAUGGCCAGGGCUGCACCACCUCCAUCCUACGCCCCAGCGCCUGCCCAUGCCCCCCCGUCCGCCAUGGCUGCCCCAGCCGCUGUUGCCCCACGGCAGCCAGGCAUGUUUGCGCAGAUGGCCACCACAGCCGCUGGGGUAGCCGUUGGCUCAGCCGCAGGGCACAUGAUCGGCCACGCAAUGACUGGAGGAAUGGGUGGGGGCGGAGGAAGCCAAGAGGCUGCCAAGCCUGAUGUCACCUACCAGGAGCAGCCCCAGCAGUACCAGCAGCAGUACCAACAGCCACCUCCCAUGUACCAGCCAGCCCAGUAUCAGCAGCAGCCCCAGUCCAUGUUCCAGCAGGAGCCUGCACCACAGCAUGGAUCCUGCUCAUAUGAGCUCAAGCAGUUUAUUGAGUGUGCUCAGACCCAGAGCGACCUGAAACUCUGUGAGGGCUUCAGUGAGGUGCUCAAGCAGUGCAAGUUCUCAAAUGGGAUGUCCUGAGAGACAAACAACCCCAGCAAUGCUCAACAUACACACACACACACAAUACUAUUAAAGAAGUAAUUUACAAACACUUGAUAGACUUGGCUUUGUUUUGGCACUUGAUCAAAUAACUGUUAAUCAUAUGGACAAUUUAAAAACAUUUUCCUAGGAUUGAUGCUGUGAAGCUUGUAAUAAGUCAUUUCAAAUGAAAACAUGCAAAAAAAAAAAAUAAACUACACGUUUGUCUUUAAUGCUUAAA
Oncorhynchus masou masou (cherry salmon) is the source of this 937-nucleotide messenger RNA. RefSeq names its product coiled-coil-helix-coiled-coil-helix domain-containing protein 2-like. Gene Ontology annotation, biological process: mitochondrion organization; positive regulation of transcription by RNA polymerase II. Gene Ontology annotation, cellular component: mitochondrion; nucleus. Gene Ontology annotation, molecular function: sequence-specific DNA binding. Bases 148 to 696 code for a protein of 182 amino acids. The transcript is spliced from 4 exons. NCBI's taxonomy places the organism in Eukaryota, Metazoa, Chordata, Actinopteri, Salmoniformes, Salmonidae. The record is from RefSeq and is a predicted model, not a curated record.